AAAAAGUGUGCAUUCACUUCUCACUCGUUUUAUUUAUAAGAAAUAUAUAUUAUAAAGAGAAUUAAACCAUCGUCGAUUCUCUCUCUCUCUCAUCGUCGUCGUCUUCUUCUUCUGCGAGCUCCGAGCAGAGAAGGAGAGAAGGGAGGAUUUAGAGUCGGCGCACGGUGCUUCUCUAAUUUCUUAUCCUGCGCCUCUCCGUUUAUCUUAUCCUGCGCCCUCUGCGCCUAGAUUCGUUGUCUCAUGGAAUCUUCUUCUUCUCCUUCUCUCUCAAAGGAAAAAGACUCUUGUGGUUGUUUUUCAGGAUAAAUUUUCGGGGUUUCUGCAUUGAAAUAAUCUCGUGAUUUUUUUGUUUGUGUGGUGUUGUGUGUAUUUCGUUGAUUUCGAUUCGGAUUUUGUGGGAAUCAAUCAGCGAUUCUCGAAAUGCUUUGGAUUACGAGAUUUUCUGGAUUUUUCUCCGCCGCGAUGGCAGUGAUCGUCUUAUCUCCGUCGCUUCAGUCGUUUCCACCGGCGGCGGCGAUCCGGUCGUCGCAUCUCGACGCUUACCUCCGACCGACGCCGCCAUCGGAUCGGAGUUUGUUAUCAUCCUUCAGGAAAUCCCCGGUGUUUCGCAAUGCCGACGAAUGUGUCUCCUCCGGCGCAGAAUCCGGGAUCUGCAGCCCCUCAUUGGUCCACGUGGCGAUCACACUCGACGUCGAGUACCUUCGUGGCUCAAUCGCAGCCGUCAAUUCCAUCCUUCAGCACUCGAUGUGCCCCGAGAGCGUCUUCUUCCACUUCAUCGUCUCCGAGACAAACCUAGAGUCGCUGGUGAGAUCGACUUUCCCGGAAUUGAAAUUCAACGUUUACUAUUUUGCCCCUGAGACCGUCCGUGGUUUGAUAUCCUCCUCCGUGAGACAAGCUCUGGAGCAGCCGUUGAAUUACGCCAGAAAUUACCUCGCGGAUCUGCUCGAGCCCUGCGUAAACCGGGUCAUAUACCUGGAUUCGGAUCUCGUCGUCGUCGACGACAUCGCGAAGCUCUGGAAAACCGGUCUAGGGUCGAGGAUAAUCGGAGCUCCGGAGUACUGCCACGCGAAUUUCACCAAAUACUUCACCGGAGGAUUCUGGUCCGACGAGAGAUUCUCCGGCACGUUUCGAGGGAGGAACCCUUGUUACUUCAACACAGGCGUGAUGGUGAUAGAUCUAAAGAAAUGGAGACGAGCUGGGUACACGAGACGCAUCGAGAAAUGGAUGGAGAUUCAGAAAACCGAGCGGAUCUACGAGCUCGGGUCGCUCCCACCGUUUCUUCUGGUUUUCGCCGGUCACGUGGCCCCGAUUUCACACCGGUGGAACCAGCACGGGCUCGGUGGGGACAAUGUUAGAGGAAGCUGUCGUGAUUUGCAUCCUGGUCCAGUGAGUUUGCUUCAUUGGUCUGGUAGUGGCAAGCCAUGGCUAAGGCUCGAUUCGAAACGACCCUGUCCUUUAGACGCUCUAUGGACGCCUUACGACUUGUAUCGACACUCGCAUUGACUUGACGCCACAACUCUAGCUGGGUUUUCGCCGUCGCCGCAGCCGAUGGUGCUAUAUGAGGAGAGUAGAGGAGGUCUCAUCGAUCUUGGUCGGUUCGGUUUGGAAGAAAAUCAAAGGUAGCUUUUGUUGUAGAAGAUGAAAACCCUUGCCGGUAAAAUGGGUUUGGUUUAGGGCGGUUAAUCAAAACCGGUGACACAAAAUGAGAUGUGGGAAUAUUUUUUAUUUAUUUUAAUGUGUGGUUUGCCGGCGGGUUGGAUCAUUUUUGUUGGGGAGAAAGAAAAAACCAGAGUUAGGUUAUUCAUGUGGAUGAGAUUUUGUUGUUUUUAUCAUUAAUUUUUAUUUCUCUUCUUAUAAUUUUUUUUUUGGUAUUUCUGUGCAGAUACUUGUAUUUGUGUCCCCUCAUUAAAAAAGGAAAAACUAUUUACCCAA
Messenger RNA from Eutrema salsugineum, 1932 nucleotides. RefSeq names its product probable galacturonosyltransferase-like 6. The record is from RefSeq and is a predicted model, not a curated record. Gene Ontology annotation, molecular function: glycosyltransferase activity. The coding region runs from base 421 to 1503 and encodes 360 amino acids. Lineage: Eukaryota; Viridiplantae; Streptophyta; Magnoliopsida; Brassicales; Brassicaceae. Gene Ontology annotation, cellular component: Golgi apparatus. The transcript is spliced from 2 exons.